Calliphora vicina (urban bluebottle blowfly) is the source of this 2692-nucleotide messenger RNA. It is a transcript of the gene CCHa1-R, whose product is annotated as CCHamide-1 receptor. Lineage: Eukaryota; Metazoa; Arthropoda; Insecta; Diptera; Calliphoridae. The transcript is spliced from 8 exons. Bases 364 to 2046 code for a protein of 560 amino acids. Gene Ontology annotation, biological process: G protein-coupled receptor signaling pathway. Gene Ontology annotation, molecular function: neuropeptide receptor activity. Gene Ontology annotation, cellular component: plasma membrane. The record is from RefSeq and is a predicted model, not a curated record.
AUAAACAAGUAAAAGCCUGGAUAAAUAAAAGGGCAUUGCAGUGUAACUCUAGUGGUUUUCCAUUUCGUAUUUUCUCAGUAGUGGGGCAAAAAAAAAAAGGGUCAUGUAAAAUUUAUAACUUGAUGUGAGAACAAAUAACAAGCGAACACAACAACGAAAUAGUUGAAGUAAUAGGAGCAAAAGUGCCAUCCUAGGAACGAAAAUAAAAGACAAGAAACGGAAGUGACAUCUUUAUAGUGGUGGUUUUUUACACACGCAGAAACACUCCAGCAACCAAAGAAAGAAACUAUAAAUAAACACCGAGUAAAAAGUAAAACACAACGAACUAACUGCUACUCUGAGGCAACAACAACAACAACAAAAAUGUCAGCUUCAGUAAUAGACACAUUUACAACAACACUCAGUAGUUUAUACAACAGCAACAACCAGGUCACCAUCUCCCCCUCAGCAGCCACCACAGUAACCACCUUUGCAACGACUUUUCUCAAUGAUUCAUGGUUACAAAUUGAAAAAACCGCUUCUGCAUUAAUCGCCUCUAGUAUAACAGCAGAACAUUGGAAUGAUACCUGGCUGGACAGCUCCUCCACUACUAGCCGAACUAGUGCAGCAGUUAUUAAUAACAAUCCCAGUCUUAGUAUGAUUGCAACACAACCAACCAGCAACUUUAGCAGUAGUGAUGAUGACAGUGGCAGUAGUAAUGGCAACAUACCAGCCGUUGUUGCCAGCAUUUUUGAGAACAUUGUUAAUGCCACCACAAUGUCCAUAGUUAAUGCCUCCUCCUUCACCUCCUCAUCGUUGGAUGUUGAUGUUGCGACGGCAACAGAAACCCCUUAUGUACCAUAUGUUAUGCGUCCCGAAACUUAUAUUGUGCCGGUGCUAUUUGCCUUUAUAUUUAUUGUUGGAGUGCUGGGCAAUGGCACGCUAAUUAUUGUCUUUUUGACGGUGCGACAAAUGCGAAAUGUACCCAAUACUUACAUAUUUUCCCUGGCGCUGGCAGAUUUAUUGGUAAUAGUGACAACGGUACCCCUAACGUCCACCGUUUAUACGGUGGAUUCAUGGCCGUGGGGCAGUUUUCUUUGUACAUUAUCGGAAUUUUUUAAAGAUGUAUCAAUAGGAGUUUCCGUUUUUACACUAACAGCUUUAUCAGGUGAUCGUUAUUUUGCCAUAGUGGAUCCUUUAAGGAAAUUUCAUGCCCAUGGUGGAGGUAAACGUGCCACACGCAUGACCAUUGCCAUAGCUAUAUCAAUAUGGUUAUUAGCCAUUGUAUGUGGUUUGCCGGCCUUAAUUGGCACAUAUAUCAAGAAAGUUGAAAUCAACAGCAGUAAAUCGUUUUCGUUGUGCUAUCCAUUUCCGGAAGCCUGGGGUUUGGAGUAUGCCAAAAUUAUGGUGUUGCUGCGUUUUCUUGUCUACUAUGCCAUACCGCUGGUAAUUAUUGGUGUAUUUUAUGCCCUAAUAGCCAGACAUUUGAUGUAUGCAGCAAAUGUGCCGGGCGAAAUGCAUGGUGCUGUUAGACAGGUACGUGCCCGCCGUAAAGUGGCUUUGACAGUUUUAGCAUUUGUGGUUAUUUUUGGAAUUUGUUUUCUGCCAAUACACGUUUUCAUGCUGUGGUUCUAUUACUGGCCCAGCGCUCAGCAGGACUACAACUAUUUUUGGCAUGUUCUACGUAUUGUGGGAUUCUGUCUGUCCUUUGCCAACAGUUGUGCUAAUCCGGUGGCAUUGUAUUUCGUUAGUGGAGCAUUUCGCAAACAUUUCAAUAGGUAUUUGUUCUGCGAAGGCUCGCGGACAAUGUGUAAACAUCGCGAUACAUCGUUGACAGCAUCUCGCCGUUACUAUCAUUCCAGAAGGUCAUGUUUUCAUCAAAGCACUAUACGAAGUCGUCUUCAGGAGACCACAAUAACAAUGCUAACGAAUGGCAACAAUCAUAAUGGUUGCAACAAUGUUGUGGGUGGCAUUGGAGCUAGCAAUUGUUCUAACGAUGACACAAUAGAUGUGGCACUCACCAGUGAUUACUGUCAGCAACAUCAACACUCGCAUCAGCUCAUGUGAGAUUACAGGAAUCAUCAUCAUCAGCCCCAUCAAAAUCAAAAUCAUCAACAACAAUAUCAUCAUAAAACAACUUUAACGGAGGGCUGUCAAAACGAGUGCUACGAAAUGGGCACCAUGCUAAAAGGUAGACCUUGUCCAGGACGUAGAAAAUCUCUGCAACAGUCACAACCAUCUGUCGCAGCAUCUGCUCUAUCAUGUAAAUAUGCUUCGAAAGGACCGGCACCUUUGCAUCAUUGUAAAUGUCAAUCUUACAAAAAAUCAAAGUCAACAAAUGGACACUCUAGAAAUGGUCUUAAGUCCCAACAGCAGGCUAUGCCUUUGGCUACAAUGUGUGAAAGAGUGUAAAUGUUUCGUUACAAAUAUAAUAAAAAUUAUGCAGGGAUACAAUGAUUUCUAUGAAGCUAAAUAAAUAUAAGGACUUUUGGAAGUUUAAAAAACUUAAUUUUUUAUCAUCACUUGCUCUAUCAUUCUUUAUUUUUAAACUAAGUUACGUAAAGUAAGAAAGAAACUAAAAUUGCAUGUAAUAAACCUGAAGCUAAAUCAUAAGUUUAAAGGGAAAAAUGGGGAGACUUUAAUAACACAGAGAUGCAAAAGUGCACGAAUCAAAAUUAUACAGGGGUUUUCUUGCAGUAAUUCUGUUUUGUUG